Messenger RNA from Hypanus sabinus (Atlantic stingray), 2361 nucleotides. Its product is annotated as complement C1r-B subcomponent-like. Lineage: Eukaryota; Metazoa; Chordata; Chondrichthyes; Myliobatiformes; Dasyatidae. Gene Ontology annotation, molecular function: calcium ion binding; serine-type endopeptidase activity. The transcript is spliced from 5 exons. The record is from RefSeq and is a predicted model, not a curated record. The annotation marks the transcript as partial.
UGUCACCGAUGGACAUCGUGAAAUGUGUUGCUUGUGGCAUAAAAAGUUACUAUGACUUUCAAUACUGCAGAUAAAUAAACAAAUCUUGCAGAAGCGGAAUAGUGAGGCAGUGUUCACUGGCUGGUCAGAAAUCCGAUGGCGGAUUGUCCUCAAACACAGAGUGUUGGUCUUCAGGCUCCUGUACCUCCUUCCCAAUGGGUAGUAACGGAAAGAGGGCCAGUCCCAUGUGAUCGGCAUCCUCAGCCACCUUCUUGAAGCACUACCUCAAAGUCGAAAGCAACUUUAUUAUCAAAGUACGGCGAGGUCACCAGGGACAUAUUCUUGCCUGCAUACUCAACAAAUCUAUAGACUAGCUGGAGGGGUAGGUAGUGCUGAGGAGGCAAUGCGAUUGCAGCAGGGAUUAGACAAAUUGGAAGAAUGGGCAAAAAGUGGCAAAUGGAAUACAGUGUUGGGAAAUGGAAAAUGUGUUGGGAAAUGGGAUAAUGCGUUUUGGUAAAAGGAACUGUUAUCUAAAUGGGGAGAAGGUUGAAACAUCAGAGGCACAACGGGAUUUAGGAGUCCUCGUUCUAGACUCUCAGAAGGUUAACUUACAGGUUGAAUCUGUGGUAAAGAAGGCAAAUGUGAUGUUGGCAUUUAUUUCAAGGGGAGUAGAAUAUAAAAAGCAAAGAGAUAAUGCUGAGCCUUUAUAAGACACUAGUCGGGCCGCACUUGGGAGUAUUGUCUACAGUUUUGGGACCCACAUCUCAGAAAGCAUGUGUUGUCACUGGAGAGAGUGCAAAGGAGGUUCACGAGGAUGGUUCUGGGAAUGAAGGGGUUAACAUAGGAGAAGUGUUUGGUAGCUUUGGUCCUGUACUCAUUGGAAUGGGACCUCAUUGAAACCUACUGAAUGUUGAAAGGCCUAGAUAUGGUGGAUGUGAGAAGAAUGUUUCCUAUGGUGGGGAUAUCCAGAACCAGAGGGAACAGCCUCAAAAUCGAGGGGGUGACCCUUGAGAACGGAGGUAAGGAGGAAGACGGUUGUGAAUCUGCCACAGACUGCGGCGGAGGCCAAGCCCGUGGGUACAUUUAAGGCGGAAGUUGAUCAGUCGGGGCAACAAAGGAUACGGCGAGAUGGCAGGUGUACGGGGUUGAGUGGGAUCCGGGAUCAGCCAUGCUGGAAUGGUGGAGCAGACUUGAUGGGCCGAACGGCCUCGUUCUGCUCCUAUGUCUUAUGGUCUUAUCACAACCACAACAGAAGCAAUUGAAGACUCAGCAAUUAGUGUAGAAGACAACGAACUGUGCAAAUACAAAAAGAAAAAAUAAUAAUGAUAAAUAAAUGACAAUGAAUAUCAAGAUUCUGAGAUGAAGAGUCCUUGACAGUGACUCCAUAGGUUGUGGGAACAUUCCAAUGCUGGGGCGGCCCUCGAAGGUGGGGAGGGGGAGAGGGAGGGCAGUUCCCGACUCGACACCCCUCGGCAUCCCACCCCGCCACUGCGGUGAUGCAAUCCGGACGUACGGCCGGGAAUGUCUGAAUACCCGGCAGAUCUCCUCGAACCGCCGCCGGAGGGCAGACGCCGGCCAGCCCCCUCGGCGAUGCCGCACUGGGCUCCGGACGGACCCUGGGCGCUGCUGGGGCCCAGGAACUGGCGGCAGCCGGGCAUCGCACGGUGGUCCCUGCUGGUCUCGGUGUUGGCCCUGGUGACCAGUAGCCAUGGCAGCUCCAUGUUUGGGGAGAUUACCUCGCCUGGCUACCCAUCCUCCUAUCCCAACAAGAACCAGAGCGAAUGGACGAUCGGCGUGCCCCUCGGCUAUCGGGUCCAGCUGCACUUCCGCCACUUCCAGCUGGAGCCGUCCCAGGACUGUGUGUACGAUCGGCUCAAGGUCAGCUCCGGGGGGAAAGCUCUCGGCGUCUUCUGUGGCAAUGACGACUCCAACGUCGGCAACCCACCCAGGGGUCAGAUCCUGACAUCCACUGGGAACACCAUGAAGCUGGAAUUCCAGUCAGACUUUUCCAAUGAGGGGAAAUUCCUUGGAUUCCUGCUUUACUAUGAAGCGAUUGAUGUGGACGAGUGCUCUGUUCAAGAGGGGUCGGUCCCCAUGUGUGAACAUCUGUGUCACAACACACUCGGCAGCUACCAAUGUGCAUGCCGCCGCGGAUACCAGCUUCGGGACGACGGCAGGAGCUGCCAAGUGCAGUGCCAGGAAUUCUUCAACGAGCUGUCAGGAGAGCUGAUGAGCCCAGAGUAUCCAUCACCCUAUCCAUCCAACCUCCAGUGCAAUUACAGUAUCCGCGUGGAGGAGGGAUUCUCCAUUGCCCUUGAGUUCAAGGGUGUUUUCGAGAUUGAAGAUCACCCAGAGGUGAAGUGCCCCUACGACAACAUGAUG